Messenger RNA from Panonychus citri (citrus red mite), 722 nucleotides. RefSeq lists its product as uncharacterized. The transcript has 2 exons. NCBI's taxonomy places the organism in Eukaryota, Metazoa, Arthropoda, Arachnida, Trombidiformes, Tetranychidae. The record is from RefSeq and is a predicted model, not a curated record. The coding region runs from base 130 to 612 and encodes 160 amino acids.
UUUGUCGAUCUAUUUGAGUUUCUAUUGAGCAUUUUCGGAGUUAUAAGUUGGUUUACACUUACACAAUUUAUAAUAUCGAACUGUAUCAAUUCUUGUGUGUCUUUUGAAAUCAUAAGGAAUCUCCUGUUAAUGGUCUUACAAAAUCCCGAAACGGCCAAGCAGAUUCGAGAGAUUCGUCAUCUACAUUUACUAGCAGCUAAAUCGACACUUGGAUUGGACACUUUCUUAUCACCUUCGAUCUUAGGGUUUUAUUGUUUCAUUCUUUUGGAAAACUUCAUGGUUUUUCAGGAUAUUCUACAAAUAAAUGGAAAUCCUUUUCAAAUAGCCAUAAGAGCGUUUAUGUCAAUUGUUACUUUAGUCCAAAUAACUUAUUAUCUUGUUUCCGUUAAUCGACAUGCAAGUUAUUGCUAUCAAAAUGUUUAUUGGUUAUCGUUCAAAAAUUAUUCUAAAGAAGCAAAAAUCGAGAUUAACAUAUUCCUACAACAACUUGGUCCAAGCGAUAUUGGCCUCUCACUCGGUAAAGUUUGUCUAAUUACACCGGAAUUCAUUUCUAAUCUGGCAACAUUGAUGUUAUCCCUUGGAUUAGCAGCACCAGGAUUAAACCGAUCAUGAUUUAAAUAUUAAUAUAUUAAUAUGGAAGAUACUAAUUUGGUUUUACUCACAAUUAGUCAAAAGAGAUGAACUCAUAAGAUAACAAUUGAGCCCUGUUAUUAAUAAUUAAA